This is a messenger RNA of Acanthosepion pharaonis, 1059 nucleotides long. Lineage: Eukaryota; Metazoa; Mollusca; Cephalopoda; Sepiida; Sepiidae. The record is from the annotation of a GenBank genome assembly.
AUGAUUCUUACUGAUGGCCCAUGCUCUUUCCGUACAAGCACCAUGACAACAGAUAUUAAUACAGUACGGCCAGUUACAAAGAAUGCAGCCAGGAUGAGUGGCAAUAAUGAGAGGAGGAUGAGAAAUCCUCACUACCAAAUGACAAGACCUCCUACAACUGCUGAUUAUCAACUUGCAACAAGUACAACUGGGACUUUAGGAUUUUCCCCCCUGCAAAGGUUGCCGACCAAUGCAGAGUUCCAGCUGUCCACCAAAAGCACAACAAACAGCUUUACAAAUACUAGCCGAGUGAAUCCUAAUUCACUCCAAGUCACAUCUCCAAGAAGAUGCCAUGAAUGUGAUAUCUGGAAGAAAAUGAUCACCGAUACAGUGAGUAAGUUGGCAGCUAAAGAGGCUGACUGUGAGGUGCAUGUCAACCGCAUACAACAAUUGGAACAACAACUAAAAGAAUCUGUGAAUCAAGUAUCAACGCUAAAUGAUGCUCUUCACUCUCGGUCUGGUGAUUGCCAACAAUACCUACAGCGGAUCAAACAAUUGGAACAGCAGAUUUUGCAAAUAAUGCAACAACAAAUACCUCAACAACAACCACCAUCACAGCAGCAACAGUUACAAAGGCAAACUGUAGCUGAUAUUAACACACCCCAAUCAUCAGAUCCCCCUCGUUGUGGUUCUCCAAUAACAUAUGAGUUUGGGAGACCACGAGCAGGUUUUGGACUUAGCAAAACUGUGGUUGAAAAAUAUAAGAUGAUUGACAUUGGUCAAGGUUUAUAUGUUCAUCCUGAUGAUUUGGCUGUUGUACUGAGCAAAGCAGAUGGACAGAAAAUGGUACGAAAACUGAUGAACAUUGUAUUUAAAAAGGAGGACCUUGAACAGGGAGCAACAUUGUCUCCUACAGGCAAAGGCAAAUUGCUUGAUCAAAGAACAGUAGAUGUCAUGUUAGCGUGGGUAUUGAUGAAUCAGUCAACAAUGUGGAGCCGUGGAAGUCUCAGACAAGCAAUUAACCGAAAACUCACAAGUUAUCGCUGUAGAAGCUUGAAGAAGAAGCUUGAAGCAAGUUAA